GCAUACGGUCUUGUGAUUUAUUUAAUUUCUUCACAAAAUGAUGGUCACAGCACUCCAAAAUUACUGUGCGCUAAAUCUUGUGUCGCAUUAAAGAGCAUCAACCUUCUGCAUUUGGAGUUAUGUGUCGCAUUGCUAUUGCCGCCAAGACUAUUAUAUUGUGCGGACUUCACCAUCGUUUUAGCAUGGAUCAGAUCCCAACCAAGCCAAUGGAUCACUUUCGUCGCCAACCAAGUGGCAGAGAUCCAGAGCUUGACGAUAACUGACGAUUGUCACGUAAGAUCCACUGAUUUUUUGUCGCGGGGCGUGAGCAUUUCUUACCUCAAGGAUAAUGAACUC
Heterotrigona itama is the source of this 336-nucleotide messenger RNA. NCBI's taxonomy places the organism in Eukaryota, Metazoa, Arthropoda, Insecta, Hymenoptera, Apidae. The record is from the annotation of a GenBank genome assembly.